GCUCCCCGCAGCCCCGGCCUCGCCUGCCCGCCCGCGCUCGCCCCCGCCAUGCCGAACAUCGUGCUCUUCAGCGGCAGCUCCCACCACGACCUGUCCCAGCGGGUGGCGGACCGGCUCGGGCUGGAGCUGGGCAAGGUGGUCACCAAGAAGUUCAGCAACCAGGAGACCAGUGUAGAGAUUGGUGAAAGUGUAAGAGGGGAAGAUGUGUAUAUUAUCCAGAGUGGCUGUGGAGAAAUAAAUGACAACUUAAUGGAGCUACUCAUCAUGAUCAAUGCUUGCAAGAUUGCAUCAUCCUCCAGAGUGACUGCUGUAAUUCCAUGUUUUCCAUAUGCCAGGCAAGAUAAGAAAGACAAGAAGGGAUCCGUGGAGCGUUGGAGCCGUGCACCAAUCUCUGCAAAACUUGUUGCCAACAUGCUGUCGGUUGCAGGGGCUGACCACAUCAUCACCAUGGACUUGCACGCUUCUCAGAUCCAGGGUUUCUUUGACAUUCCAGUAGAUAACCUGUAUGCAGAACCUGCAGUCCUGCAGUGGAUUAAAGAGAACAUUCCUGAGUGGAGAAACUGUAUCAUAGUCUCACCUGAUGCAGGUGGUGCAAAAAGAGGGAAGAGAUUUUUCCUGCUGCUUGCUUCUUUAGUCAAGUUGCUGCACCUCUUCUGCUUCGCUCUGGAAUUGCCUAAGCUUCCCUUCUCUGUCAAAGCAUAUGGCCUAUUCCCACUGUACCUGCUGGCAUUUAGGGUUACUUCAAUUGCUGACAGACUGAAUGUGGAAUUUGCUCUCAUUCAUAAGGAAAGAAAGAAGGCAAAUGAAGUGGACAGAAUGGUCUUGGUUGGUGAUGUGAAAGACAGAGUAGCAAUUCUUGUUGAUGAUAUGGCUGACACAUGUGGCACAAUAUGUCAUGCAGCAGACAAGUUAAUGUCUGCUGGAGCUACUAAAGUUUAUGCCAUUCUGACUCAUGGCAUAUUUUCUGGUCCUGCCCUCUCUCGGAUUAAUAAUGCAUCAUUUGAGGCUGUUGUGGUAACUAACACAAUCCCCCAAGAGGAGAAAAUGAAACACUGCCCAAAAAUACAGUUUAUUGACAUUUCCAUGAUCCUGGCAGAGGCAAUUCGAAGAACACACAAUGGUGAAUCUGUGUCUUACCUGUUCAGUCAUGUCCCCUUGUAACUGCAGGGGAUUACACUGCAUCUUUGCAAAGGUCUCUUAAGCCAGCACUGUUUUUAACGAUGCUUAUCAACCAUGAGAAAUUAGUAUCUUUGUACAAUUCAAGAGCUUGUAUGUUUAAUUAUUUUAUUUGUCUUGUAAUUGCCAUUUGUUCUCUGUAAAUGGGCAAUAAAUCUCCAUCUUGCAGAAA
Catharus ustulatus (Swainson's thrush) is the source of this 1348-nucleotide messenger RNA. It is a transcript of the gene PRPS2, whose product is annotated as phosphoribosyl pyrophosphate synthetase 2. NCBI's taxonomy places the organism in Eukaryota, Metazoa, Chordata, Aves, Passeriformes, Turdidae. Gene Ontology annotation, cellular component: cytoplasm; ribose phosphate diphosphokinase complex. The transcript has 9 exons. Gene Ontology annotation, molecular function: magnesium ion binding; ribose phosphate diphosphokinase activity. The record is from RefSeq and is a predicted model, not a curated record. Gene Ontology annotation, biological process: purine nucleotide biosynthetic process; ribonucleoside monophosphate biosynthetic process; 5-phosphoribose 1-diphosphate biosynthetic process. Bases 49 to 1161 code for a protein of 370 amino acids.